AUGUCCUGCAACCGAGCAAGUGAAGAAGAGCAACCACGUUCAAUGAAAGCUAUAGAGAAACGUCUACAAGGAGCUAUUAUACAGUUGCUGAGAUUAUGGAUGUUAGCUUCAGUCCAGAUGAUCUCGAUCGUGUUAGCUCAAGAUGGUAAUCAGUUUGUGUAUUACGACUUCAGGAAAGCAGAUCUAUACGUUGAUGGCAUGGCAACCACCAAAGAUGGCCGACUGAAACUUACUAAUAGCUCAAAGAGAGCCACUGGGCAUGCCCUCUAUAACAAACCAAUAACUUUCGUAGACUCUUCAUUUUCUUUCUCCACCGAGUUCGUCUUUGCAAUAGUUCCAGAAGAGCGUACCAGCUACGGUCAAGGAAUGGCUUUUGUUGUCUCUCCAAGCAUCAAUGAUCUAAGGUAUGGUGCAGCAACAUCUUAUCUAGGGAUAUUCAAUAGAACAAACGAUAACAAAACCGAGAAUCACAUACUUGCCAUAGAGUUUGACACUAAUGCAAGCUCUGAAGCCCUUGAAGAUAGUGAUAACCAUGUAGGGAUAGACAUCAACAGUAUAGUAUCGGUGGAAUCUAAGGAUGCUAGUUACUUUGAUGAUACGGUAGGGCUGAACAAGAGUCUGGUGCUUGCAAGCAAAGAAAGAAUCCAUAUAUGGAUAGAAUAUGAUGGAGACCAAAGAUUGCUAAACGUAACUCUUGCUCCUCUGGAGAUCCCAAAACCAAGCUUGCCUCUUUUGUCAAGAUCUGUAAACCUUUCCCAAGUCUUCAAGGAGCAAAUGUUUUUUGGUUUCUCGGGGAGCACGGGUACAAUCAGAAGUCAUCAAUAUAUUCUUGGAUGGUCAUUGGCAGUAGGAGGAAAAGCAAGAAGCCUUGACAUUUCUCAAGUUCUUGAUCUCCCUCAACCACCACCUAAUCACUUACCGCUUAUACUUGCUGUUGCAGCAGUAGUUACUUUCCUGAUAAUAGCAGGCGGGAUAGCAUACCUUUACCAACGAAAUAGGUAUGCAGAGGUGUUUGAACAAUGGGAAUUAAAAUACAGCCCCCAGAGAUUCUCCUUCAGAACCCUUUACAAAGCAACCAAAGGUUUCAAGGAGAAUAGAGUACUUGGAGCAGGAGGUUUCGGCAAGAAUGACCCACACAAGAGACCUACUAUGAAAGAUAUAACAGAGUAUCUUGAACAAAAGAAACGGCUCCCAUACAUUGCAUUUGAUACAGCUGAGUUUGGGAUACCCAUUGUACCCAUAAUAAGCGAUGAAACAGUAAUAGCACAAGGACCUGCUCUGUCGUUUGCUAGUUUCUUAUAUGACACCAUUACAGUGUUAUUUAGAGGUCGUUGA
This is a messenger RNA of Eruca vesicaria subsp. sativa (arugula), 1335 nucleotides long. The record is from the annotation of a GenBank genome assembly. Lineage: Eukaryota; Viridiplantae; Streptophyta; Magnoliopsida; Brassicales; Brassicaceae.